UCAUGUUUGUCAAAAUCGUAUGUUUUUUUAGAAAAAAGUAAUACAUAAAAUCUAAAAUAAAUACAUGGAAUGAAAGAAGUUUAAAUUAAUCAAAUAAAUAUAUAAAUCGUGAUUUAUUAAGUACGUGACGUAAUGAAACAAAUACAUGAGUAACUAAAUAAAUCGUUUCAUGAAAUUGUAUUACCAAAUUUGUAAACAUAUGCUUUACGAUUAACACAAAGCCUUUUUACUGGAACAUAUUUAAAAGAAGUAAUCGAAGACAUGAAUGUGUAGAAGUGAAACCUUGGUUUGAACCGUCGUAUCCAGUGCAUAGAAACCAAUCACAACAAAACCGAAUAUUUCAGCGGCAAAAACAAAAAGGAGGAAUUAACAAUAACACUGGUUUACUGUGAAAUUCAACCAUCGAGAUGGCCACUGGUGAUCUGAAAGGAUGUCUGAGAAAGCUGGAAGCGUCUCUCCGUUCUCUGAAGUAUCCCAAGGAAGUGGACUAUCAAAGAUUGGCUGUGGGAGAUCCAUCAGCUUGUCUUCCUAUUGUGAGCUUUGCCUUCACGUCCUUUUCGCCCUUACUCACAGAGCAUCUGGUUGAUUAUGGCGUGGAACUAACCGGAAUGAAUGAUUUACGAUUUAUUGAGAAUGUUUACAAGAUCUUGCGGGAUGUUUUUAGCUACAAGCCACUGCUGACCAAACAGCAGUUCCUUCAGUUUGGCUUUGCCGAGAGGAAAGUCAUCAUUCUCUGUGAUAUCAUUGGCCUUGUUCUCAACAAACACAAAGAACUCACUAAAGAAAGCAAGUUUGUCUUACAGCAUGUCAGUAAGCCAAAGAGAAGGCCUCAGUUCAAGAGCUGCAGUAAAAAUGAGAUUGCUUCUGCUGAGAGUAACUCAAUAAGCUUAACAGCCCUGACAGUUCCUCAGAAGCAGCCGCUGGUAGAAAGGCAUCUUGGCACCAACUCAGCACCAGCUCAGAUCAGAUAUUCAUCAGAUGAGCAGCCACAGCAGGAACAGGAAACAGAAAAGAAGGACUUAGAGAGUGCGUGUUUUGAUGACUCGCCUCAACCCACCGAUUCCAUUGAGUGUAUUUUAGAGAGCCGGCUGAGGGGCGUAGAAGCACGUCUUCUGGAGAGUGUUGGCAGACUUGAGCAGCGAUUGGCUCUUAUGGAACACAGAAUACAUGCUCUGGAAAAAAGCUUGGCUGGCAAGAUUAUCAUCGAGAGCAACCAGUGGGAGAACUUGGAGAGUCGCGUGCUGCUGCUGGAGACCAGGCUGACACUGACCUCAGCACAGGGUCUAACUUCAGAAGAGUGUGUCCUCAGGACAGACAAUGGAGGAUUCAAAGAGGACACAGUGCCUGCAAGUGGCUUUUCUACUGUGAAUCUGUCACCGUCUGACAUCAGUGAUAAUGGACACGCUACAGCCAGUUCUCCUCCAACAGCUCCCCAGAAUUUUAAAGAAAGACUGGACAGAAUUGUUUAUAUGUAAGUGUUAUGCUUAUAUAAAUGAUGAAGGAUACAUCUAACAUUCUGCAAAACAUAGAACCGACAAUAUCAAUUUGAUCUGAGUCCAGAGAAACUUAUUUAAAAGGAAUAAAAGUUCUGUCAUUAUUUUCUCACCCUUUUGUUCCAAAAUUAUUGUGAUGAGCACUUUUGUGAUAAACACCAAAACUGUGGUUGAACAGUAUUUCAAUAUGCCUUUCAACUGAUUCUGCAGUUGUAUUAACAUAAUAGGAAGAAGUGCUUUGUCCUCUAGAUGUCACUGCUACCCAAGUAAAACCUAGUGGUAAAUUAGUUCUUGGCGCCCUCUGAAGUCAGUUUUCUGUAUUGCACUUUGUCCUGAAAGCAACAUCAA
Molecule: messenger RNA, 1841 nt
Organism: Labeo rohita (rohu)
Lineage: Eukaryota; Metazoa; Chordata; Actinopteri; Cypriniformes; Cyprinidae
Gene: cep44
Product: centrosomal protein 44
Exons: 11
Coding region: 408-1475 (355 amino acids)
Cellular component (GO): centrosome; spindle pole
Source: RefSeq, a predicted model, not a curated record